Phyllotreta striolata is the source of this 1664-nucleotide messenger RNA. NCBI's taxonomy places the organism in Eukaryota, Metazoa, Arthropoda, Insecta, Coleoptera, Chrysomelidae. The record is from the annotation of a GenBank genome assembly.
GCAUAAUUACCUACACAUUAUCAGUUCCUAAUUCAUUUCGUAUUUGCACCUGCAGUAUUAAAGUAAAGUUGUUGUGCGUUUCUUUAAAAGGUAAGAUUCUUUAUUACUAUAAUGAUCGGUUUUUUAAUUUGACUCGAUUACGUCAGGUAAACCUGCUUACAAUGUCGAAAUAUCCUUCAAACAUCUUCGAAAUUCGACCUAAGGAUAAUGCCUUCACUGCUGAACAAAACACCGCAAAAAUAAUACCAGUAAUUCAUAGAAACUACUAUGUUUUUAACGUUGGUCGGGUCCCCGUACGAGCUGAGGUGCAUGUCGGUACUUCCUUGGGUUGGUAUGGCAAAGCAGCUGGGCCGGUGGAAGUGCUACCAGGUGAAGAGGCGAUUUUAGACAUGAGCACCAAAAAUUAUGUUGCUAGCGCUGUGAAAGUCUACAACGAUUAUUCACUGAGAGCUUUGGUGCACGUUGGUAAGGAUGACGCCUCAGAUUGGAGCGGAAAACCCAAAGCUCCGCUCAAGGUAGACAUCAACGAAGUCGGAAAGACGCUGGUGAAAUUUUCUCCGGGAAACAUACCACCCGUCGGCGAUAAAUUGGAUCCUCUAAUGGAUUUCUUUUUCCCCCAAAGGGAAAUCGUUUGGGGCAUAGUCUUUGACGACGCCGUGCAGUUUCCAUCGAAAGUUAAAAUGGAUAUAAGACAACUGAGAACGAAGUUGAUUAAUUUAAACGCUCUAUUGGAAACCACUGGUGUGAACGUCUCCUUUCAAUUUAUGCAAUUGAUGGAAGAAUUGACCGGCUUCGAGAAAAAAUUCGUCACCGGCAAAGAAGCAGAUCGCACUAACUACGCCAAUUAUAUUUCCCUGCCGUAUUAUUCCUGCAUGGUUAGCUUGAAGAUGUGCCUGUACCAGUUCGGUAUAACGAACAAGAACAAACUGAACCUAAUGGACGAGCAAGUUCGUCGAUUGUUGCUGUUAUCCAAAGAACUAAUCGAAGAUAAAAACGAUGGCGCAGUUACGUACAUAAACGAACUAACCAAGUUUAUAAUCAACGAUCAAUACAAAACGUGUGAUCCACAACAAGUUUUUGAUGCUUUAGCAACGACUCGUACUUACUGUGGGCUAGCAGGAACAGGGUUUAUACCUUACUGGAAAGGAAUCCUCAAAAACCCCUUCUGGAAGAAGAAAGCUUACAACGAUGUCGUCGUAUUUUCUACUUACUUCGGUCGACCGAGCCCUCUACUGUACAGGCAAUUGGCCGAAGAAAAUGUACCAGAACCACUGUUGCCGCAACUCGUUGGUGAAACCAGAAACAAACUCCAGGCCAUCGACGUGUGGUUCUGGAGGCAAAACUACAAAUCACCACCGAAGAUAGGCGGGCUCUCCAUUCGCUUCUCCAACGGUAAUGUGAAGAACACUGGCGGUUUUACUAACGAAGGCAGAAGCUUCGUUUUCGGCGAUGUUCUGCUCGUCUCGUUGAAAGUUUGGGGCGAUGGUUGCAUCAACGGGCUCGAAUUUACCUCAUCGGAUGGCAGAAAGCAGAAAUGCGGGUGCGCACUGGGAAUGUUCGAGCGGGAAGCGGCGCCGUUCCCACCUCUGCCGCUGCCGCUGCCGCUGCCCCCGAAAGUGGUCGAUAGACGGUCGCAUCGAGUGGUUGCGCAGAGCGCCGGCUAG